Sapajus apella (tufted capuchin) is the source of this 4077-nucleotide messenger RNA. RefSeq names its product solute carrier family 25 member 30 (gene SLC25A30). NCBI's taxonomy places the organism in Eukaryota, Metazoa, Chordata, Mammalia, Primates, Cebidae. The record is from RefSeq and is a predicted model, not a curated record. Gene Ontology annotation, cellular component: mitochondrial membrane. The transcript is spliced from 10 exons. The coding region runs from base 496 to 1461 and encodes 321 amino acids. Gene Ontology annotation, biological process: mitochondrial transport.
AGUGCCGCGGAGCCCCAGUCUCUGUUGGCCUGGGGUGAUUCCUGUUCCAGGGACAUUGAGAUCCUCGUGGGAAGCCCGUCCUGGCAUCUCCGCGUCUGCACGCGGGCCCCGGGCUUGCAACCCUGCCUGUGCGUCCCUCCCACUCCUGGGUUCAUUCAAACGGCAGCCUGAGCGCCCGCGAGCUUCGCACUCUGGGAGAGGGCACACCGCAUUCGGAAUCGCUCGUGGCACAUGCCAGGCUGGAAGGAAAUUGCCUGGAAACUUAAUGAAGCUCUGGGUUUUAAAGUCUUUCUAGGUGCAAUUUCAUGUAAAGCAGUUGCAGUGAUUAGCUUUUUUGUUCUGCGCAAGAGUAGCAAAGCAGCCGGCACUGCCUGCGGAUUCGGCAAGCCGUCCUACUUGGGAUUGUGAGAAAGUGGGAAGGCAUGAAUUUUGCUUUUGGCCUUGCGGUGGGGAAGCUUUAUGACCCGUGGCCUCAGUUAAUUAACGUGAAACGAGAUGAUUUUGAAGGUUUCUUUUAAACUCCGCUUUUUGAAAAACUGCGUUGGAGGUGAUGUUCCUAUAAAUCAAAGAAGAGACAGCGUGAGAAUGUCGGCCCUCAACUGGAAGCCGUUUGUCUACGGGGGGCUGGCCUCCAUCACAGCCGAGUGCGGUACAUUUCCAAUUGAUUUAACCAAGACACGGCUCCAGAUUCAAGGCCAGACGAAUGAUGCAAACUUUAAGGAAAUUAGAUAUCGAGGAAUGUUGCAUGCAUUAGUGAGGAUAGGCAGAGAAGAAGGGCUGAAAGCACUCUACUCGGGGAUUGCCCCUGCGAUGUUACGCCAGGCAUCCUAUGGCACCAUCAAGAUAGGCACUUACCAGAGCUUGAAGCGACUGUUCGUUGAACGCCCAGAAGAUGAAACUUUACCGAUAAAUGUGAUAUGUGGAAUUCUCUCUGGAGUCAUAUCUUCAAGCAUUGCUAAUCCAACUGAUGUUUUGAAAAUUCGGAUGCAAGCGCAAAGCAGCACCUUUCAAGGAGGAAUGAUAGGCAACUUCAUGAACAUUUACCAGCAAGAGGGGACAAGAGGACUGUGGAAGGGUGUGUCCCUUACUGCGCAGAGGGCUGCUAUUGUUGUUGGUGUGGAGCUGCCAGUCUAUGACAUCACCAAGAAGCAUCUUAUUCUCUCGGGCCUGAUGGGAGACACUGUGUAUACCCACUUCCUUUCAAGCUUCACCUGUGGUCUGGCAGGGGCCCUGGCCUCAAACCCUGUUGAUGUUGUGAGGACACGUAUGAUGAAUCAGAGAGUCCUUCGAGAUGGCAGAUGUUCUGGCUACACAGGAACCCUGGAUUGCUUGUUACAGACAUGGAAGAAUGAAGGGUUUUUUGCUCUCUAUAAAGGCUUUUGGCCAAAUUGGUUGAGACUUGGUCCUUGGAAUAUCAUCUUCUUUGUGACAUAUGAGCAGUUGAAGAAAUUGGAUUCAUGACAAGUCAAGGCUGCACGAGACAUCUUUCUGAAAAUGCUAACUUCUGAAACAGCAAAGCUUCCUGCAUUUCACUCUGCUUCUUACUGCUUGGCUCAUCACAGAUUCUGGGAUGUGAGCAACAGAUGAAGACUGAGGUGGUUGAGAUUGCUGUGAAGGCAUUGGAUGCUCUUCAUCAAACGUUUAGUGGCAUAAACUAACAUCUAAACACUAGUCUUUACCACUGAAGCGCCCUUCAACAUCUGCUAUAAUAUAUGAAAUGCAUGUUUCUUGCUAAAGAAAACUUGCAAGAAAAUCGGGAGCUGUGUAUUGCUUUAUUCAGGGAGGGUAGCUCCUGAUGCAUCUCAGCUCAUAACUGAGAACAUCAGACUGCUCUAGAGAAGCUCAUUAGAACCAUGGGAUGGAGGCUCCAAGAAGGUAUUAUGGUUUCUGAAUUUCUGGGAGCUUUUGCUUCUUGUCAGCUGAAGAAAUUUCAUGUAUGGAAACCUGAACUGUUCAACCCCAGGUAUAAACAGUGCAGGAAAUGGAGCCUAGGGAUAUCUCACUACUUAAUUUCCUCAAUUUGGCAGGAUCUUCCACUUAUAAUAAGUGAUUUUAAGCCUUUGAAGACUUGACAUUUGUGAGAAAUUGUUACAAAGUAAUAAUCUCUAGGUUUGUGGUGGUAUGUGUUGGCUUUGAAGGUUGCAAGGUCUGUAUUGGUGGGAGGUGUUUUCAAGCAGCUUGGGUUCUGUCUUAGUUCAUGUUAGUAAUUCGCUUUAUGAUUUUUAGCAGAGUAUAUGUAUUUUUCAAUGUGUAAAAGGGGGAUAAUAACAUCUACUGAUGUAGAGGGUCAAAUGAAGAACAAAUAGUAGCUGCUGCUACUUGACUUGAAAGGUAAGUGUGUUUACGUCAUGCUGUAGAACAGCUAUAAACAGUCUGUGUAGAAGGGGUCAUGCUGUCAUGGGCUUCUCAUGGUAAUUGUGAGUGAAGCCCUUUGUAAAGCCUUGUUAAAGAACGCUGCCUAAGUUCAGGCUUUAAUACAUAUUCCUCAGCAAAAUGUUGGUAGUGAAUCAAAGAGUUGAUUUUUCCAGGUUUCCAAUUUUUACUUUAGUUUGUGUUGGACCUGUCUUGGACUUCCUAGUUAGUUUGGAUGGAAAAUACCUGCUUGAAAUUUUUAAAAUGAUUCUUUAGUGCACCUAACUUUAGCUUGUUUCUGAUAGGUGGUAGUCAUAUUUUCCCUUUUUCUUUCCUUCUAUAGACACAUUAAAUCAUUCUCCCUCUUUUUUUCCUUUUCUGUUUUCUUCUUUUCUUUAACCUGCUUCAGAGAAAGCCCUCUUCUUGUCUUCAUCUUAUUCUUUUCAAAAUAAAAGGUGACUGUGAGAGCCCAAAGUACUUCUACUUCUGGGAGGCAGCCGCAGGACGGGGAACAUAUUCACUUGGGUCCCUUCGGUUCCUGCUUUGAGAACAGUACAAACAUGCCAGCUGCUGCUCCUGGGCAUUCUCCUUCCACGCAGUGCGGGCAAAUUCCCAGUUUGGCUAGUCACUUCGUUGAGACAGAAUAGAAGGAAUGCAGGGUUUUUGGGGAGAUCGGAUAAUUUUUCCUCCCAGGCAUUUUCCUCUUGCCUGCCUUAUGAGUGAAUGGUCCCUUUGAAUAUUAUUUCCAAAAGCGAGAGCUAAGACAGAGUCAUCAAAAAGAGAGGAUAAAAGAAGGGUGGUAGGGUGACCUGUUAAUUGCUUAGACUCAGAUGACUAACUCCAGCUCUCCCUGGGCAACCCUAGAGGGCAGCAGAGGACCCAGAGCUCAUUCAGGCCUUGUUCCUGGUUUCUAAACUACGCCUUAGAAAUUUUUUUCUUCUUUCCAAAACAUUCCAUUGAUUUGAUAAAGACUUUCUAUAGAGAGGCUUUCACUUUUAAGUUCUUUGAGUUUAAAGGAUUGCUUUUCUUGAACCACUUUUUUUUUUUUUAGAAAAAUUGUAUUUUUUCAAAUGUGCACACAAUUUUUAAAAUAAUAGAAGCAAAGUCAUUUUGAAGACCAUGUAAAGAGUGAAUGUCAGACAGUAUUCAUUGUUACCAAUUUAUUCAAAUUACAUACAUGUUCGUACCAAGAUGGAAAGAAAUUCAAUCUUCAUGGUAAAACUUAAGCACGAUUUAGGACAAAAGCAUAGUAUUUCUUCAGUGUAGAUUUAUUAAGUGCCUUAUUGAACAGGAUCUUAAUGUGCUUUUUCCGUUUUUGAAAGAGUUAAUGCAAUUGUUGAAGGUUCUAACCAAGAAACAACUUAAGGAAUUGGGAGACUUGGUCCCCUUGUUUUCAGGGGUCUGGCCAUAAGUCCCUUCCCACCUUGGGGUAUUCUUAAAUAUGCCAAAAGGAGUUCUAGUUUUUAUAACCAAUGGGCUUUUUUUGUUUGUGUGCUUAUGGAUUUGUGUAAUCAUUGAUGCUUAAUGUUGUAGAUUCGUAAUAUAAAAAAUGGCUCCUGUCCUUUAUAUUUAUUCAUGUGCUAGAAGUAGUAUGCGUUAUAUAAAGAGUGUGAAGUUUUCAUAAGCCUUUAUAUUUCAAGCUCUUUAUUUAAACAUUGUUGAAAUAUAUGGCAUAAGGCUUGUUUCAUUUAUUUAAUAAACUGGAGUAAUAUAUAAAAAUAAAAA